CCAUACAUAUAUCAUUAUCACAUUGGCAUGAAGAAAGUAUACAGGUACAGGGAUAAAAUGAUGCAGUAGAGAGAUUAUCACUGAUUAGGACUGAUGAACCCUAUCUGCUGAUGUAGGAUGGAAUGUGUGUUAGUGGAGACUACAAAACGUCAGAAAAAGAAAGUUAUUACACCAAAUACUCCAGAGCAGGACUUCUACCUGGCUAUAGAACGUGGAGAUCUCCAGGAAGUCCAGACUCUGCUGGAGAGAGGUGUGGAUUUGUCUUACAAAAUAGAAGGAUGGUCACCACUUACACUUGCCUGUGAAUGUGGACAAGAGGAUAUUGUAGAAGUGAUUGUGAACCAGCUUAAAAAUGAUGAAGAGAACAACAAGGGGAAGCAAAGACUAAGUGAUCGCCUGAACUAUGUUUCUGUGUUAGAGACACUAAAUGAUAAUGGGGACACUCCCCUGAUAUGUGCUGCUCGAGCAGGUCAUGUAGAUGUCUGUAGCCUUCUCCUGGAGUCUGGUGCUUACAUCAACCAGACUAAUCAACAUGUUAGACAAACACCUCUCCUGGUGGCUGUGGAGCAUGGUAACAUGGAUGUGGUGGACUUCCUGUUGGACUGUGGUGCUGAUGUACAACUCACAGACAACAUCAACAUCACACCACUUUACGCAGCCAUCAAGGCUCGCAAUCCACUGAUGGUUCAGCGACUUAUUCAGGCAGGCUCUGAUGUGAAUCUUGGUAGCCAGGACCAUGCCCCACUCUUCCUGGCGGCAAGACUCAAACUAUUAUCAGUUGUACAGAUGCUAAUAAAUGCAGGCUGUGAGAAGAACAUCACCAUAAAAUAUGGUGUCACCCCUCUGUAUGAGGCCACAUUUAGAGGUCACACAGACAUUGUGGAGUUCCUUGUGAAUGAAGGAUGUGACGUUAAUAAGACAGAUAUGUAUGGGGUCAGUCCACUCCAUAUUGCAUCCAUGUAUGGUCACCUGAACUGUGUCAUCCUCCUCAUCCUUGGUGGUGCAGAUAUGAGACUGAGAAUGCAACAUGGCCAAACAGCUCUACAAGUGGCCAUGGAAAUGAACCAUGCAGAUGUUGUGGAGUACUUCUUAUGUAGAGGAGAGGACAUUUUGUGUAAACCUCAUGGGAGUAACAGUUUAAAGAUAAUAGCAGCAGUGUUUGAGAAGGGACAUCGCGAGACAGUAGAGGUUUUACUUAGAGGCUGUGCCAAGCUUGUUCUGUUACACUACCCUGGAGUUACAGAAAUGUUCUGCAACGACAAAUACCUGCUGGAGAUGCUGUUCAUGUCAGGGAUACAGACCAUCCCUGGGGUACUGACUGUACCUAAGCUUCAUCCCAAGUAUGUCUGCAAUCCAAAAGCUGCUCAGUGGCUUGAAGAGUAUCACAAGAAACCUCAGUCUCUCAAAUCCUUGUGUCGUAUUCGCUUACGGCGUUGUCUAGGAAAUAAGGUACUAUGCUUAUCCAAAGGUUUGCCACUGCCGUCCAUUAUCAAGGACUAUGUGUGUCUACGAGACAUAUCUAAGGAAUAAAGAACUGUGGCCAAGUAACGAUAACUGCCAUCCAUCA
This is a messenger RNA of Ylistrum balloti, 1567 nucleotides long. RefSeq names its product ankyrin repeat domain-containing protein 50-like. Gene Ontology annotation, molecular function: protein binding. Gene Ontology annotation, cellular component: T-tubule. The transcript is spliced from 8 exons. Bases 118 to 1530 code for a protein of 470 amino acids. The record is from RefSeq and is a predicted model, not a curated record. Gene Ontology annotation, biological process: regulation of cardiac muscle contraction; intracellular signal transduction; protein localization to T-tubule. NCBI's taxonomy places the organism in Eukaryota, Metazoa, Mollusca, Bivalvia, Pectinida, Pectinidae.